Messenger RNA from Penicillium egyptiacum, 814 nucleotides. The record is from the annotation of a GenBank genome assembly. NCBI's taxonomy places the organism in Eukaryota, Fungi, Ascomycota, Eurotiomycetes, Eurotiales, Aspergillaceae.
AUGUUGUUCUGCCUUAACGCCUUACAGCCUCAGGCACAAAUUCCACGUCACCUGACCCAACCGAAGCGAAGCCAAGCCCUGCCGCACACAAACCAUCCACACUCGAAGGUCGAUAACUUCAUCCGUCCAUCCAACAAGCUCGCCGUCGCGAUCAACCCUUCAAGAUGCCGAGCCACAAGACCUUCCGCACCAAGCAAAAGCUUGCCAAAGCUCAGCGUCAGAACCGCCCCAUCCCCCAGUGGAUCCGUCUGCGCACCAACAACACCAUCAGAUACAACGCCAAGCGCCGACACUGGCGUAAGUCGACCCUGAAGGUCUAAGCGGACCCUCAGUAUUCGCACCCUCCGCUCGGCCAUUCUCAAAAGCCCCAAUUCAGCUCGCGAUGUCAUAUGGCAACCGAAGUGUGUCUGUGCGGGGUGGUUCAAGGGUUUUUGAUUAUUUCGAAACCCUCUUCAUGAUGUGACGCCCACAACCGAAUUUCGAACAACAUGCCUUGACCAUGAACUUGAGAGCGCUAGUGGAUGUGGAACUACUCUUGAGUGCAAUUGCAAACAAAAAAUUCAAUUAUCAAAUCUUGAUCCGGGUCUUGCUUUGGGUCGUGUCUAUCUUUCUUUUCUUAAUCUUCCGAUGGGUCGUCAUUCCUUUUCCUCCACGGUUCCGAGUGGGGAUAUGAUGGAUUUCCAACACGCCUAAAUUAUCGAUAUGAUGGCAGGCCCGGAUUAUGUUUGCAAAAGGGUUUUGUUGCUGUUGGGGGCUGAUCGUUUUCUUGCUGGGGGCGGGCUUGUAGGACUGGCAUGGCGGGGGAUUUUCUUUU